Messenger RNA from Scylla paramamosain (green mud crab), 3103 nucleotides. Its product is annotated as acetylcholine receptor subunit alpha-1-B-like. Gene Ontology annotation, biological process: monoatomic ion transmembrane transport; chemical synaptic transmission; regulation of membrane potential. The transcript is spliced from 11 exons. Gene Ontology annotation, cellular component: neuron projection; synapse; plasma membrane. Bases 210 to 2291 code for a protein of 693 amino acids. The record is from RefSeq and is a predicted model, not a curated record. Lineage: Eukaryota; Metazoa; Arthropoda; Malacostraca; Decapoda; Portunidae. Gene Ontology annotation, molecular function: transmitter-gated monoatomic ion channel activity involved in regulation of postsynaptic membrane potential; excitatory extracellular ligand-gated monoatomic ion channel activity; transmembrane signaling receptor activity.
CACGGAGAGCAGCCAGGGUGAGACAAGCAUCUUUCAUGCCUUCAGUAAGGUAAGAUUAAUGGCAGUUUCUUUCCAGCCACAGAAUCAGUAUUGGUUGUCACUUUAAUACAUGCACAGACAUCAGUGCAGGACACACAGGCGGCGGAAGGAGAGAUUUGGUUUAAGAUACCCCAUUAUAUGUUUACUCUUCUUUAUUUUUCCUUAGAAUUAUGGAAAAAGUGUCCUUAGAUAACAAUCUUUAUGCAGGCGACCUGUCACCAAUUGCUGCUAACGGAGACCAGGGAGUCAGGGGGUCGCCGCUGCACACUCCUGGCGAGGCGUCCACGCGGGCGGCAAGGGAAGCCUCUCGUGUGGCACCUUCGUUGAUACAAUAUGACAAGGGUCCUGAAGCAGCCGGUGACCAUGACAGAAGUGCAGUCAACACAGCAUCGGGACAGGAGCGGUGGAAGCAGGACAGCGACGACAAGAGAGACGAAUACAGGCCGCCUGAGGCACCGCAAGAACAAGCAGCGUUCGGAGCAGAGCUGCUUCAGGAUCCACCAUCGCUCGUGACAAAAGCCAGUGCAUCAGAAGAGAUGCCUGAGGUGGUGGUUGAAACUGAAGAUGAAACAGAGCCACAGACAAAAAUCAGCUCAGAUGAGUUUGCAGCAAAAAAUCCCGGGGAUCGCAUCAAAAGGGAGACAUCACAGGCCGCCGACAAGGCUGAUGACACAGGUGGUGGCGCGGCAGAGGAGCCCAGACUCUCCCGGUUGUCUCGCGUGAAGGAGAAGCAGACGCAGAUGGACACGGGGGCGGCGGAGGAGGAGGAGGAGCGGCACAUAGGUCAGGAGCUGUCAGACCAACAUUUGCUCUACAAUGACCUGUUCCGCAACUACAACAAGCACAUCCGCCCCGUGAAGCACCACGACGAGAUUAUCACAGUGCACUUCGAGGUGGCCCUCUUCAACGUGCUCUCCGUGGACACCAAGGCGGGUCUCAUGAUGACCAACACGAAGGUCAUUCAGAUCUGGAACGACCCCUACCUGCGCUGGGACCCGUUCUACUACAACCAGACCAAGAACCUGCGUGUCCUGUACAGUGACGUGUGGCACCCUGACAUAAUCCUCUACAAUUCAGCGGACACGAGCUACGAGGACUCAAUGAUAAACACCAACAUCAUCAUAGACCACAACGGCACGGUGACGCUACUGACCCACGGCAUCUUCACCUCCGUGUGCGACAUGGACAUCCAGUGGUUUCCCUUCGACCAGCAGACCUGUGACAUGAUCUUCUCCUCGUGGACCAUGGACAUGCACCAGAUGAUACUGGAGUUGGGCCCCUCAGACAUCACUCACUUUCACGCCAACCAAGAGUUCUUCCUCGAGGACUUUUACUCGCAACAGUUUCUGGAUUACGACCCGUGCUGCAAAGAGCCCUUCUCUAUCAUCAGUUACCACAUUCAGAUGCAGAGACGUGUCAAGUUUGCGCUAUUCUUCUUCAUCGUUCCCGGAGUCCUCAUCAACAUUUGCGCUCUACUAGUGUUUUCGUUGCCUGCCGAGUCCGGGGAGAAGGUCGGGCUGGGCAUUAACUCCAUGCUGGCUAUGAUGGUGUUUUUGAUGGCCAUGACGGAGAACCUGCCGCCUUCACAGACCCUCCCCGUGGCAGGUGUGUACUACGGCGUGUGUCUCAUCUUGCUCACCUUCAACAUCGUCUUCUCGGUGUACGUCCUCAAUUUGUCCUACAGCGGCGACCGCGGCUACCAGGUGCCGGAGUGGACGAGGAAGAUGACCCUCUUCACGGCUCGCGCUGUCUACAUGAAGAUUCCAGACUUUCUCUUCGAGGCGUGGGAACUUGAUAAGGACAACUUGAAGGACAGCCUGAACACCGUCACUGAGCUGAAGGGAUUCAAACAUGUCAAAACCAAUCUGGUCACGGUGGAGUCCAACAACUUCUACCAGGGAAGUCACACAUUCAAAGAUCCUUACCAGCGACGGUCCCUCGAGGCACUUGAGGGAAUCCUGCAGGUGCUGACGCGGGAGGAGAAUGAAACCCGCACCCGCGCCAGGAAGGACACGCUGGUGGAGGAGUGGAAGUUCCUGUCGCGAGUGGUAGACAGAUUCCUCUUCAUCAUCUUCACUAUUGCCACGGCGCUCUUCAACAUCAUCAUCCUCACGCAGUCGCCUCACGGGGAGAAGUUCGAGUUUUGUCCUCUUGGGCGAGGCAUGUGCGGCGAGGAUUACGAGUUGGAGAGCGUGGCAGACCUCGCCGCCAAGGGGGGACUCCGCGGCAGUGGGGGAGGAGCAGGACACUAGCGGCGCCAAGUAGCAGCCAUAAAGAAGGUUGUGUUCCUGGGGGCAGAGUUCUCUAAGGGCAGCAGGAACAGCAACAACAUAAAUACGACAGAAUCAACAACAUGCACAGCAUAAACUAGGAAUUAUCUUGACCAGUGUUGUUUUAAUUAUCAUUACUAUUAUUGUUACUGUCAUUGCUAUUAUUCAUUCGUUCUUCUCUUUUUUUUUUCUUUUUUUCUUCUUUCUUCCCGUACAUAAAGCAGAGGGAAUUUCUGUGAGGUGAAGAAGUUUAGGUAUAUUUCUGAAUGAGGCAGCGCAUCAUAAAGAUCAGGCAAUAUAGUACAUUAAAGUAAGCAACAUUCAGUAUAGUAUUUGUCUUCAUUAUGUGAUUACCAAGAGCAUUCCAUCUUCUUUUUCUAAAUGUACAAUAAAACAUGAGUAUCUUUGGGACUUCAGAAAAUCAAUGAACUGAUGAGAAACUGAUCGGGACUCGUAGUAGAAAGAACAAAAUCUUAAUUAGUACUCAGUUUUGGACGAAUGAAGCUUCCAUUUUACUUAGACUGGAAAGAGAACUCCACUUGAUUAAAAUACUGAUCCAGAAAUAUAUAUAUAUUUUUUUUGUAACGCUGAUUCAACGUGUUAUUAAUAAGAAAGCAUUUCACCUGAGUUAGAUUCUGAUUACACAUUUUUUUUCUAUUUAGCGCUGACUUCUGUUCAUAAUAUAGAGGAAAUGCAUCAUAGUAAAUAAAUAAACAAAAAUAAUAUAAACGAAUAUUCAUAGGUAGAGCAAUACAAAAAACAAUAAAAUCAAGGAAAACUAAACAAUUCAUUGC